Molecule: messenger RNA, 1518 nt
Organism: Pestalotiopsis fici W106-1
Lineage: Eukaryota; Fungi; Ascomycota; Sordariomycetes; Amphisphaeriales; Sporocadaceae
Exons: 2
Coding region: 1-1518 (505 amino acids)
Biological process (GO): mitochondrial respiratory chain complex IV assembly
Cellular component (GO): extrinsic component of mitochondrial inner membrane
Source: RefSeq, a predicted model, not a curated record
AUGGAGCCAACCAUGAGGUCGGCAGCUGCCUUUGUGUGCCGGAGGUGCUCUCAAGCUUCGCGACUCAGAGCACCGACAUCAGCCAGAGCAUUUUCCCACGUCGCAUCGCAACGUCCAGUGCAAGGGACCACAGAAGCGAGCUCUGGCAAGAACACUCGAGCCUUCUCGCUGUUUGGGCAGAAGGAGAAGAAGGGACAGGAGGAAGGAAUUUCUUUUGGCUCUUCCACACCUGCGGCACCGAGAGAAGGGCAGAGCCCGCCGGUCCUCCGUCCAGAUGAUCUAUUCCAUUCCUACACGAAAUCUCCCAUUCCGGAAAUACGGCGCCGAGCUGCAUUCAUGAGGCAACAUGCGCACUGUCCUCACCCAGACCACCGACCAACACGGAUUCCAGCCACUGCCGAUGAUGUGGACAAGGCAGCCAACUCUGGCAAUCAGUCACCGGCUCAUGUAGACUUCGAGUGCCCAGACUGUGGAGUCCCCGUAUACUGCAGCGAACAGCACUGGGCAGAGGACUACGAGGCACAUCUGCAAGUCUGCGAUACUCUGCGACAGAUCAAUGAGGACGAUCAUGAUUUGAGAUCUGGGCGAUUCUUUCCCGAGUUCGAAUACGCAGGGCCACAAAUGGAGGAAGCAGUUGUAAACAUGACGAACUGGGAUACAUUCUUGUACACGAGACAAUUCGAAGCCAUCAAUGACGACCGCAACAUGAGGCAGGUGACUAGGCUGCUGACCUACCCUCUGACUGUCGGUAGCAUUCUCCACGAGCUCAGUCCUUACAACAUUAGACAAGGAGGCAGACUUACAACCGAAGGUCUCAAGAGUUUCAGCGCGCUGCGAUAUACAUUGCACCCUCCCAAGACAGGAGGUGGAGACGAUAUCCGUGGACUGCGACCAGAGGCACCUCCGGUCAGAAUCUUUAUCCUGGGAGCUCGCGCCGAAUCCUCCCUUCCUCGUAAUGUCUGGGUGCAGCUGGCCCAUUUGUUCCCUAGAGGAAAGUUCCAUCUCAUUUUUGUUGGACCAGAGAGUAUGGCGAACCGUGAUGAUGAGUUCCCGUUGCCGCCACGAACAGCUUCAAACCCAUUUGGCGCAAUUGUAGAGGAUCGCGUUUGGCCGUCGAUGAAGAUCAGCACGAUUGUGGACUACUACCACACUAUCCACAAGACGGGCUACUACCAGCCGUACGAUCCGUACUUUGACUGCUUCGUCCUUUUCCACCCUGGCUUGGGUCAUCCCGCCAGUUCUCACGAAUGGGCAGAAACAAUCCCUUUGCUGCUUGAGACAAAAGCGCCCAUUAUCGCCACCGGAUACACCCAGUUUGACAUGGAAAGAGACAUUGAAUGGGUGAACAAGACAUGCAAGGGCGAGUUCGACAUCUUGAUGGAGCCUGGAGAGAACAUCUUCCGCAGUUUGCGGUGGGAUCUGAACGACAUGGACCCUCAGGACGUCACUUGCGGUAACUGGGGUACAUGGGCCUUCCGAGGAAAGAGAUACGAAGCUACUCGCAAGGAAUCCGAGUAG